CUAUUAUCUGAGUUAACACGGAGGAGUCGUUGACAUUGACUUGAUCGGAAAUAAAGCCACUGCGGAGUUGUGCUGCAAAGCUUUCAAUCUCUAUCUCAUACAGAUUUACAGAGAGACUGAUAACAGUGAGAGAUGGCUUCCGUCGUAUUAGCUUCUCUCAAGGCAACAAUGGAGUUUGAAAUUCAGCAGCCCAGCCCCCGGGUGCUUCCUGAUGACCUAAAACAGAUGAGAUCUCUCAUUCAACAUCUUUCUACCUUGCAAGCCUUCAUGAAGAAAUUCCACAUCAAAGCCUUCGAGGAUGCCGAAAUCAAAAGCGUGGAGAACCAAAUCAAAGACGUUUCACUUAAAGCAGAAGACAAGAUUGAGAUUCAACUCAGAAACAUUCUCCUGGCGGAAAACGCAAAGCGGAAAGAAGACGCUCGCAGAGAGAUCCAUGGGAGCCUGGAAGAAAUCAGAAAAGACAUAGACGAAUUGUUGGAGACGGUGAAGCAGCAUGAUAGCUCGUUAGCUGAUUCCUCGCAAUUUCCUCCCGAUGAGGACACCAUCCCUCACACGCCGCGUAAGGAAGAAAUGGUGGGAAACCGCGAGGAGUUGAAGCAGAUAAUUGAACAACUCAAUGGCAAGACUAAAGAACAACAAAUUAUCUCAAUUUUUGGAAUGGGAGGCAUCGGGAAGACGACUUUAGCAAGAACAAUCUAUGAUGAUCCAAUUACAAAUCGUUUUGAUAUUCGCGCUUGGGCAACGAUGUCACAACAAUAUGAGGGGAAACAAACUCUCAUUGCCCUUCUUCGAUGCAUUACGACCUUGACCCCCGAAGAAAUUAAGACCUCAACCAAGGAAGAUUUAAGAGAUCGAUUACAAAAGCUGUUGAAGGGAGGAAGGUAUCUAAUUGUUGUGGAUGAUGUAUGGAGUAUUGAAGCUUGGGAAGAUAUCAAACCUUGUUUUCCGACUGAGACUAAAAUUGAGGGGAACAUUUUAUUAUUGACUACUCGAGACAAAAAGGUGGCUCAAGAUACUCAUUCAGGUAAGUCACCUUAUGGCUUGAAUUUUUUAAGUGAUGAGGAUAGUUGGAUUCUAUUUUCUAGAAACCUUGAUUUUGAAACACGCUUUCCAAAAUCACUGGGUUAUGAGGACGUUGGGAAGGAAAUCGUUAAACAAUGCCGAGGAUUACCCCUUUCCAUAGUUGUAGUUGCGGGGAUUCUGAUCAGUAAAGGAUCAUUGGAGGAAUGGAAGGAAAUUCGAGCAGAAUUAGCAUUGAUAUUAACACGUGAUGAACAAUGUACAAAAAUUCCAGCUUUGAGUUACAAACACUUGCCUCCACAUUUGAAACCUUGUUUUCUACAUUUGGGAGUCUUUCCAGAAGACAGUGAGAUGCCUGUCAAAAAGCUUGUUAGGUUGUGGAUCGCCGAGGGGUUUGUGAAAGUAGGUAAUGGCAAGGCAUUGAAAGACAUGAAAAAAGCAUUGGAAGAUAUGGGCAGGGCGUUAGAAGACACAGCUCUCGAGUACUUACGAGCUCUUAUUAGUAGAAGCAUGAUUCUGAUUCGCAAUCAGAGCUCAAAUGGUGAAGUGAAGACAUGCAGAAUGCAUGAUCUGUUGCAUGACUUUUGUGUGAACAAAGCUGAAGAUGAGAACCUUUUGUAUGCUGGUAGCAUGAGAAGAUUUAGAACAGUGAAGAAUUUAAAUGAUGAUGGAAGUACAAUUAGCAACGGUGGUGGAAGUGUAAAGCACGAGGGAUUUCGUUGGUUAAGUUUUUGGCCAAAUUAUGGAAAUGUUUAUGUUUGCCAUAAUUUGGACAAAUCUCGCUCCCUAUCUUUUCUGCAUAGAGAUGCAAUUCCAACACUUAUUGGCGAGUGUUUACCGUCUAACUUGUUAAGAGUGUUGGAUUUGAUUGAAUUACCUCCAUUAUCUAAUGAAGUUUUCAUGAGUUUAAGGGAUCUAGUUCUUCUGAGGUACAUGGAUAUAGCCUUGGAUGACUGUCUAAGUCCUGAAGAGCUGGUGGAUAUAGUUUCUGGGACUCAAAAUUUGCAAACACUUGUUAUUUCUCUGAAUGGAAUGGGCUUCAGUGAUAUGUGUUUGCCAUCUAAACUUUUGGAGUCACCACAGCUAAGGCAUGUUGAGGUUAGCUAUGCUCUUUCAGUGGAUCCUCCAAGUGAGGUCAAAGAGGACUUACACACAUUCUACUGGUUGAGUCUAGACCAUUGUACCAAGGAAGUGUUUUCAAGAAUCCGAAAUGUAAAAAAGUUGGGGAUUAUUUGUGGAUCAAAGCCAAGUCCUGAGGCCAUAGAGCCUGCUAACCUUGAGAAUCUUGGAAGUUUGGAUAAGCUGGAGACAUUAAUGAUUGCAUUCCGGAAAGGCUCACCAACAGGCCUUCUGAAUCUGAAGUCUUUGCCAGUACUAAACCUCAAUAACAUCAAGAAAUUGAAACUGAAGAGAACUCGUUUGCCGUGGAGUGAAAUAAACGUAAUUGGCAUGUUGCCCAAUCUUGAAGUACUGAAACUGAAACAAGUGUGUAAUGAUCCAGAUUGGAAACCCACAGAGGGAAACUUCCCUAAGCUAAAAUUCUUGUACCUUGAAGCUGAAAACCUUAAAAGUUGGGAGGUCGAUGAAGGGGAUCAGUUUCCUUGCCUUGAGCACCUAGUUCUUAAAGAGUGUACAAAAUUGGAAGCUAUUCCAACUGGCUUUGAAAAUGCAUAUGCACUGGAGUCAAUUGAGUUACUAAAUUGCCCCCAGCCUGUUAAGAAUUCUGCCAAAGAAAUUAGUGAUAGCCGGGAGAAUAUUGGACACAAACCCAUCAUUAUUCGCCAUGUGGACCAAAUUCAAGAAGUUGAUGAUGUUGAAGAUGAUGCUGAUGAUGAUUCUUCCGAAUAAACGAAUUGAAUGGUACGUGUACUGUGAAUUGCAAUUAAAUUGCCUAUGUAUGUAUUAGAAUGAUGAUGGUGCAUGUUGUGUAUAAUGGUGUAAACUAUUGAGUUUAUUUUAUAAGAAUGUUUUUUAUUAACUUCAUAAUUUCUCCCUGUUAGAGCAAGUCCUUGUCUUAGCCUUC
Messenger RNA from Ipomoea nil (Japanese morning glory), 3043 nucleotides. Its product is annotated as putative late blight resistance protein homolog R1B-16. The record is from RefSeq and is a predicted model, not a curated record. Bases 133 to 2868 code for a protein of 911 amino acids. Lineage: Eukaryota; Viridiplantae; Streptophyta; Magnoliopsida; Solanales; Convolvulaceae. Gene Ontology annotation, biological process: defense response to other organism. Gene Ontology annotation, molecular function: ADP binding. The transcript has 3 exons.